Molecule: messenger RNA, 1221 nt
Organism: Metarhizium album ARSEF 1941
Lineage: Eukaryota; Fungi; Ascomycota; Sordariomycetes; Hypocreales; Clavicipitaceae
Product: Pleckstrin-domain containing protein
Exons: 2
Coding region: 1-1221 (406 amino acids)
Source: RefSeq, a predicted model, not a curated record
AUGGCUGCUGCCAAGGCCAUUGACGUCGCGCCGCGAACGAACACGGGCUUCGACAACGUUAGCGACGCAGCGGGCGCCUCCUCAUCUCGAAAUCGGCCGGAUAACAGAUUACGUACCGACCUCAACCAGAAUAGCUACUUCGAGUCUGAUCGAGUAAUAAAAUGCGGCUAUGUUGAGAAGAGGACAAAAACCAAGAACUGGAAGACGGUGUACCUCGUCUUGCGGCCAAACACGCUAUCGAUGUAUAAGAACAAUAGAGAGACAAAACUUCGCCAUCAGGUGCACCUCUCGGAUCUUUCCGCCGUUGCCUAUCUCAAGGAUCCCAAGCACAAGCGCGACCAUGUCUUUGGGCUCUUCUCCCCGUCUCGCAACUAUCACUUUCAAGCGCUGUCACAGCAAGACGCCCAGGAGUGGGUAGAAACCAUACGGAGAGAAACACGGAUAGAGGAGGAGGACGAGCUGUUCCUCUCAAGCCCUUUGGGUCGGAGUGCAUCACCCAUGGGACUAAUGCCGACGGGAAAAAGCGGCCCGCCACAUGCCUUGGACGGUCACGACGCAGGCAGGGUGUUGUCAAGCUCGCCCGAGACCUACGGGCCUCCAGAGUCGGGGUUUGUGAUGGACGCGGAUAGUAGACGAAGGUCAUAUUUCCUCGACUCAUCAGGCAUGUCGGGUAACGAGCUACCGUCGCAUUCUGAUCUGUCAGACAACGAGACACCGAGACCUCCAGGUUUGUUGAUGGACAAUUCCGCAGAGGGCCUGUCAUCUGUGAGCGUGGAGCUAACUGCGCGCCUAGCCACUACAAACCUUUCGGGCAGCCAAACAAGUAUUUCCAACAACCUGGGCAGCAGUGGCCUUGGCGCUCCGGGAGAACGACAUCCCGACAGAGUCAUCUGGCAAGGGCGGCUCUGGCAGCUACGGAGUAGAGGGGUGAGGCCAUGGAGGGAAAUGUGGGGAGUGCUCCGACCCAGAAACCUCAUUCUCUAUAAGGACCAGGAUGAGUAUACGGCUCAGUUGAUUCUUGGACUCUCUGCUGUUGUCGAUGUUGUGGAUACGGAUUCCGUCAAGAACAAGGACAAUUGCGUGCAGAUUAUCACGGAAGAGAAGAGCUACAGGUUCUGCUUCCGUGACGAAGAGGCGCUGGUGCAGUUUAUUGGAGCCUUCAAGAGCCUGCUUGCGAAGCGGCGAGGGCUUGAGGCGAGGGCGGCUACGUCGUCUCUAUGA